Physella acuta is the source of this 503-nucleotide messenger RNA. RefSeq lists its product as uncharacterized. Lineage: Eukaryota; Metazoa; Mollusca; Gastropoda; Physidae. The record is from RefSeq and is a predicted model, not a curated record.
ACUAAAUGUAGCUCAACAGUCUGGUCAUUCAUUUAACUUGUGUUGUUCAGGGCACACAACUCCAGCAUUAACCAAAGAUGAUCCUGAUUGUUUUAUUGAGCGCUUUUGUUUUAGCUCAGGCUAGCGGUUCUUCUAUUCGAGAAUGUUCUCAGUUAUGUCAGCCCGCCAGUGGCAAGAGUACAGACACCUGCAUGUAUGGGCUCACCUGUGUGCAAGAUGGAUGCAACAGCUACUGCUCAUAUCCAGUGAGAAGUGAGAGACAGAUUGCGUGUCUACGCCCAUGUAACGAGGCUAGUGAGAUAAGACAGGUGGGAUCGUGUGCACCUGGUUAUGUGUGUGUCUGGGACUCCAUCUGUCACACCUGUAUUUCUGCAUCAGAUAUUCUAACAAAUUAAGUUAGCGCUGACGUUACAAAGUUCAAGAUCCCAACACCAUUAGUUUUCUGGUCAAGUGAAAGUGGUUUUAGAAAAAAAAAACCCAUUAAUUACACGCUUUAAACUCAA